Molecule: messenger RNA, 1274 nt
Organism: Tigriopus californicus
Lineage: Eukaryota; Metazoa; Arthropoda; Copepoda; Harpacticoida; Harpacticidae
Exons: 2
Coding region: 112-1245 (377 amino acids)
Molecular function (GO): protein binding
Source: RefSeq, a predicted model, not a curated record
ACCUGUUGUGGUGUUGACAUCAACAGUUCUCAACACGUGGGCUUGAAAUCUACCUUUAACUUGUGUACCUUUGUUUGCAAAUCCCGCCAUAUUCACACCACUGCAAUCCCAAUGACCUCGUUGACCUGCAUGUCCCGGGCUUUUGCGGGCUUCAAUCGAGACCGAUUGAUGGACGUAUUUACGGACGUGACUUUUAGAAUCGCCAACACUGGCGAGACGCUUGGUGCACAUUCCGCGGUACUCGGGUCUUUGUCCCCUUGGAUCGCUCAAUACCGGGAUCAGAUCACGUGCUCCUGCUCAUCCAAGCCGUGUUGUCACGACAAGCCCCAUUUGGACAUUGUUCUCGUAGGCUAUGAUGCGUUCACGGUGGAGAAGAUGCUGGAGACCGUCUACACCGGGCAAGCUCAAGUGAAUGUGGCCACGGCCACGGCCAUUGAGCAACUAGGUUCUAGCUUAGGGCUUCGUUUAGCUGCCAGUCUCUAUCCAGAUGAAGCCUUGAGGGUGAGUACACCCGGCCAAGAACCACGUGAGUCCGGAUCAGUUGCGAUCCGACCUCUGAUCAAAGGACCCGAAUAUGAGAUCAAGAUGGAAACAGACCCUUUGGCAAUGACAGGGGUUGAUAUAGAUGAAUCCGAGUCGUAUUCUUCGAACCCCAAGAAAUCCGGUUUAAGGUGCUUCAAGUGCCAAGAGGUCCACAAGUCAAGCACAAAGUUAAAGUUCCAUUUAUGCCGCACUCACUUCAAGACGGCUCUGAUUGAAAAGUGUCAAGGCAAUACGGGCGAGUGCGAUAUUUGCGGCUACUUGUUCGCCGAUGUCGCCAGUACGGCCAUGCACUUGGGACUGAAGCAUGAUAAGAUCCGAGAUUUCGUCUCCAAAGACGACCAACCCGAGAUUUACAGUGACCAGGAGAAAAAUGUAUCACUUCAAUCCAUGAUAUUUGAGGAUGAGCAAUUUGCUUUGAGCAUGCUUCGAAAAACACUGAAUCAAACCAACCACCCCAUGGACCUAUGCAAUAUAUGUAUGAAAAGCCGAGGAAUCGGCUGCCAAAUCAAGACUCAUUUGAAUCGUCACUUUGGAUUUCUGUUGCUGAAUCGUCGAGAGUGGUUUGAGGAUCUGAAAUGCGGCAUCUGUUCAACCACACACUCAUCCAAGUUCCAUUUAACAUAUCAUUUGGGCUUCGUUCAUAAGAAAUUUGAGGCACUUGCCAAUGCCACUAGCGCAUCGCGUAUCACGUUUUUGGAUUGAUUAAUAAAGUGAAUAACGUUCAACCUUUA